UUGGCUUUCUCUGGGGUUGCCCUGGCAUUCACCCACACCAUGCUCACCCUCACCAACAGCUCCCGUAACGGGAUGGGCGGGCUGGCGGAGAACAGCAAGCCCCUGACCAUCCCCAUGGUCAUGUUCAUCUUUGGAGUGGUGGGGAACCUCACGGCCAUCGUGGUUCUUUGCAAGUCCAGGAAGGAGCAGAAGGAGACCACCUUCUACACACUGGUCUGUGGAUUGGCUGUCACCGACCUCUUGGGGACUUGCCUGGUCAGCCCAGUGACUAUUGCUACGUAUCUGAGAAACGAAUGGCCCGGUGGCCAACCUCUGUGUGAGUACAGCAGCUUCAUCCUCCUCUUCUUUGGCCUGUCUGGACUCAGCAUCAUCUGUGCCAUGUCCAUAGAGAGGUACCUGGCUAUCAACCAUGCCUACUUCUACAACCAUUAUGUGGAUAAGAAACUGGCGGCACUCACUCUUUUUGCCAUCUACAUUUCUAAUGUCCUCUUCUGUGCCAUGCCAAGCAUGGGUUUGGGGAAGACAAAGCUCCAGUACCCCUGCACGUGGUGCUUCGUAGACUGGCAAACUAAUACGUCCACCCAUGCCGCUUUCUCGUACAUGUAUGCUGGCUUCAGCUCCUUCCUCAUUAUGGUCACCGUGGUUUCCAACAUCUUGGUGUGCAUGGCCCUGAUCCGCAUGCACCGGCAGUUCAUGCGGCGCACCUCCCUGGGGACAGACAACACCACUAGCCGCUUGUCAGACUUUCGCCGGCGCAGAAGCUUCCGGCGCAUGGCUGGAGCAGAGAUCCAAAUGGUCAUCUUGCUCAUUGCCACUUCCUUGGUGGUUGUGACUUGCUCCAUUCCUCUAGUGGUGCGUUUCUUUGUGAACCAGCUGUACCGUCCGGAUGUAGUAAAAGACAUCCAGCAGAACCCAGACUUGCAAGCUAUCCGUAUAGCUUCGGUGAACCCCAUCCUUGAUCCGUGGGUGUACAUUCUGCUGCGCAAGACAGUGUUGAGCAAAGCCAUUGAGAAGGUCAAGUGUCUUUUCUGUCGCAUUGGAGGGGCCCACCGGCAGCACUCAGGAAACAACUGCAACUGGGCAGAUGGUCGCAGGACCUCCUCUGUCAUAGCCAGCCAUUCACCCUCCUUCAUCUCUCGUGAGUUGAAGGAGAUCAGUAGCACUUCACAGACGCUGCUAUACCCCCUGGAGCUGAGCGAAGGGACAGUUGGCGACCGUAUGCUGUUACCAGGAACCAGCAGCUGCCUUGCCCAGUCAGAUACUACAUCUAUAAGGACCUUAAGGAGUUCAAACACCUCAGCGUCCUCUCAGGGGCAGGACUGUGAGAAUACUUUUUUGGUGAAUGAACUAAAGCCUAAUGGUAUAGUUAGUAGCACUCCAAAGGGCAGCUCCCUUCAAGUCACUUUUCCUAGUGAAACUCUGGACUUGUCAGAGAAGUGUAUAUAAGCAGUAGAAAGAAUUAAGACACAGUUGGUCCUUAAGAAGUCAAAUGGGGAGGAACUGAUACAAUGGACAUACCUAAUGCCCAUCUUUGCCAUCUGUUCUGUUGACCUAUUCUAGCUAAGGCACAUACCUGAAGCUUGUUUGGCUUUCCCUACCCCAAGCUUGGGGAUCAAAUAGCCAUUCAGGGCAAGAUGGACUGGAAAUGUGCAUCAGGUGGGAGCCCAGGUGGGAUGUUGAACUAGCCGCCAUCAGAGUUAAGCAUCUUGGCUUGCGGUGGUUACAUCUCUCUCCACAUCGGUGGUAAGAAGGAAAGAGGCAGCUGCUGGAACUUCCUUGUUAUGUGAUAAGCCCGGGUUUUUGCAGGGAAUUAUUACCCUAGAGACUCAUCUUCUGCCAUCAGACCCCGCCAAAAUAACAAAGGAAUGUAAGGAUGUCUGAAGCACAGGCUGCUGCUUGUUGCCUUACCUCGCCCUAGGAGAUAGGACUGCUUUCACAAAGCCUGUGUUGGAAAAAGUCACCAAUCUUCUCCAUCUGUACAUGAUUGAAGCUUACUUAUUCCACUCCGACCCACCCUCAUGACUACAUCGUUUAGAGAGAAUUAAUUGCUAGUUGCUAACGGAGGAACAAACUGAUCCAGUUGAUGCAGAACUGAAAAUCUCUCAUGGUGUGAAAAAAAAAUGUGAAUUUUUCUGGCUGAAAUAUUGUGACUGUAUUUAAGGAUUCCAUGUUCUUCUCUGUGAGAAGGUUAAUUAUUAAUACAAAGUAUAGAGAAAAGUAAUAUGGUCAGCCCUCCUUUCUUCUUAAUGUCUGCUGUUGGAUAAUUUUGCAUUAGAUUCAUUUUUCAGAUUUGCAGACUGAACAGGCCAAAAUAGAGCUGAUUCACGAGACAAGCGUUGAGGAAUCUGGAAUUACAAGGGAAUGUGUUUUGAUACCACUAAGGGAAUAAUAAAAGCUUUAUGUUUUUAAAAUGU
Candoia aspera is the source of this 2414-nucleotide messenger RNA. RefSeq names its product prostaglandin E receptor 4 (gene PTGER4). Gene Ontology annotation, biological process: positive regulation of cytosolic calcium ion concentration; negative regulation of inflammatory response; inflammatory response. The record is from RefSeq and is a predicted model, not a curated record. The transcript is spliced from 2 exons. Gene Ontology annotation, cellular component: plasma membrane. NCBI's taxonomy places the organism in Eukaryota, Metazoa, Chordata, Lepidosauria, Squamata, Candoiidae. Bases 40 to 1446 code for a protein of 468 amino acids. Gene Ontology annotation, molecular function: prostaglandin E receptor activity.